AUAGGAAUGUACAAAAAUUAUGUAUAUUGCCAAGUUAGGGACUGAAUGAUGCAUGUUGUUGCCCUUAAGCUAUGAUGAGGGCACCAAAAUGUUGGUUAUGGGUCAGUGUAGUCCAAUGGUGAAGGGAUACCCCACUGGUUUCAGUGAUCAAUCAAAACUUUUAAAAGCAAUCCCAACACAUUACCCCUUAUCUUCCAUUUUUUAUCACUUUCCUGCCAUUUGAAAUCUCAUCCUCCUACAGCUUUCUCUCUUCCCAAACAGCUCUCAUUCAAAGUUUCCACUCAUUUCCAUGCUAAAGAGAUGAAAGGCAUGCAGGGAAGAAGAGGGUUUCUAAAGAAAUUCAAAUUCAACCCUACAAAGAUCAACACUUUGAAACAAGGCUCAGUCUUUCAUCAACGCACUUUCUCCCACCAAAACUGCAAAACCAACAACGUUAAAGAUCGAAAAGAACCCGAAUUCGAUGUCGAACAUCCGUGUUUGACGGAUUUUGAAGAGAAAUGUCCACGGGGUGGUGAGAAUGCAGUCGUUUUCUACACGACAAGCAUGAGAGUGAUCCGGAAAACAUUCGAAGACUGCAGCAGAAUAAGGUUUCUUUUGGACAGUUUCAAGGUAUCAGUCCACGAGAGAGAUGUUUCGAUGGACAAGGGAUUCAGGGAAGAGUUAUGGAUCAUGUUGGGCGGUCGUGUCAUCCCUCCCAAGCUCUUCAUCAAAGGCCUAUACAUCGGUGGAGCCGACGAGGUCGUCGGACUUCACGAGCAACGGAAGCUGAAGAAGCUGUUGGAAGAGAUACCUUCAAGUGGCAAUGUCGCCAACAACGUGUGCAGUUGUUGUGGCAAUCUGAGGUUCUUGAUUUGCUCCAACUGCAAUGGCAGCCGCAAGAUUUAUGAAGAAAAAGGCUGUGAUGAUGAUGAUGAUCAUCAUCAUCAUCAUGAGUUUUGCAUUAAGAGAUGCAAUGAUUGUAAUGAAAACGGAUUGAUUAAAUGUCUGUCCUGCUGCUGAAAAUUGCAUGCUGGUGUUUCUUGAGUCCUUAAUUCAGUGAUUUGUAGAGGAACAAAA
Messenger RNA from Hibiscus syriacus, 1056 nucleotides. RefSeq lists its product as uncharacterized. Bases 301 to 999 code for a protein of 232 amino acids. The record is from RefSeq and is a predicted model, not a curated record. Lineage: Eukaryota; Viridiplantae; Streptophyta; Magnoliopsida; Malvales; Malvaceae. The transcript has 2 exons.